CGCGACACUUGAGCUCCGAGCAGUGCUAUUUGCACGGAAAGGGGCGAAAUUUGGGCAGGAUCCAGCCAGGGGCCAGAGCCGGGUGCCCGCCGCGCGGAUUACACUGGGCUACAUGGGGGGGAAGCCCCCUCUGGGGGUCGCAGCCUCGAAGCGCCUCUUUCUCCGCGGAGGCGGCGCGGGGCUGCGGAGUGCCAAAGGCGGCGGAUUCCGGCGGGCUCCAGCUUUGCCCGUUGUCCGCGGCGAGGGGCUUUUUUUGUUUUUGUUUUUUGGGGUUGUUGGAAGGCGCCUGUCUCCCCAGUCCUGAUUUGCUGGGCGAUCGCGGAGGGCUCGUCCUGGGCUGGGCUGCUGACGCGUGGCGGCGGCGGCACGUCCCUCUGACGCGUCGGACCCAGACCUGGACCCAGCAGAGACCCGGGCUCCAGCUCGCCGCCGCCGCUGCUGCUGCGCCGGUUUGCCACGAAUAAUCAACCAUGACUACAGAAUCGGGAUCAGACUCUGAAUCCAAGGAUCAAGACCAAGACCAGCAAGAAGCCCCUGCCCAGCAAGGGACAGCUGGGGCACAACCUCAAAACCAGCAGCAGCAGCAGCUCAGUGAGGAACAUCAGAACGCGAUAGACCAGUUCUCUGCUGUGGCAGCACACAGUACGCCUGUGAAAAAAGAGCAGGUCACUGACAGAGAACGGGAGUUUGCUGCUGCUGCUGCAAAGCAGCUGGAAUACCAGCAGUUUGAAGACGACAAACUCUCUCAAAAAUCAUCAUCUAGCAAACUCUCCAGAUCUCCUCUAAAGAUUGUUAAAAAGCCUAAAAACAUGCAGUGCAAAGUGACACUCCUGGAUGGCUCUGAAUAUGGAUGUGAAGUGGAGAAACGUUCUAGAGGUCAAAUAUUGUUUGACAAAGUAUGUGAGCAUCUGAAUCUUUUGGAAAAAGACUACUUUGGGCUAACAUACAGAGACAUGGAAAACCAAAAGAACUGGUUGGACCCUGCAAAGGAAAUCAAAAAGCAGAUCCGAAGUGGUGCUUGGCAGUUCUCCUUUAAUGUGAAAUUUUACCCUCCAGAUCCUUCCCAGCUGUCUGAAGAUAUUACCAGGUACUACCUCUGCUUGCAGCUAAGAGAUGACAUAGUGUCUGGACGGCUGCCUUGUUCUUUUGUUACUCUUGCUCUUUUGGGGUCCUAUACUGUUCAGUCAGAACUUGGAGAUUAUGAUCCUGAUGAAUAUGGAAGUGACUAUGUCAGUGAAUUCCGGUUUGCACCAAAUCAUACUAAAGAACUGGAAGACAAAGUAAUCGAGCUGCACAAGAGCCACAGGGGAAUGACACCUGCAGAGGCUGAGAUGCAUUUCUUGGAGAAUGCCAAAAAACUAUCCAUGUAUGGAGUGGAUCUACAUCAUGCCAAGGAUUCUGAAGGAGUUGAAAUCAUGUUAGGGGUUUGUGCCAGUGGUCUCUUAAUAUAUCGAGACAGACUCAGGAUAAAUAGAUUUGCUUGGCCAAAGGUUCUGAAAAUUUCAUACAAGAGGAACAAUUUCUACAUCAAAAUCCGACCAGGAGAGUUUGAACAGUUUGAAAGCACUAUUGGGUUUAAGUUGCCAAAUCAUCGUGCUGCAAAGCGUUUAUGGAAAGUAUGUGUUGAACACCACACAUUUUUCAGGCUGUUGUUACCAGAGGCACCACCAAAGAAAUUCCUUACACUGGGUUCCAAAUUCCGCUACAGUGGAAGAACACAAGCCCAAACCAGACGAGCCAGUGCACUAAUAGACCGUCCUGCACCUUACUUUGAGCGUUCUUCCAGCAAACGUUAUACUAUGUCUCGCAGCUUAGAUGGGGAGGUUGGUACUGGCCAGUACGCCACAACAAAGGGCAUCUCUCAAACCAACUUGAUAACCACUGUGACUCCAGAGAAGAAAGCAGAGGAAGAAAGAGAUGAGGAAGAGGGCAAAAAAAAAGGAGAGGAAAUCACUCCAGUCUCUGCAAUACGCCAUGACACAAAGUCAUCUUUGCUUGGCACUGACUCAUUUCAUUCCUCAUCAACCUCACAGUCUGGUCCCCCUGUAUUUUCAACAAAGCUUCAUAGAAGAUGUAAGGAGAAUGCUCAAAAUCCAUUAAGUUAUGAGUCAUCUAAAGACAUUAUGCAAAUGCACAGUGAGUCUGACUUGGACUCUGAUAGAAAAGGAAGAGUUUGCUCUGAUGAACAAGACAUGGCUUUUAGCUAUAAGCAAAAAGCUGGUAACGGUGGAACACUGUUUUCCUUCUCCUUGCAACUUCCAGAGUCAUUUCCUGCUCUCCUGGAUGAUGACGGCUACCUUUCCUUCCCUAACCUCUCUGAAACCAACUUCCUGCCUGAAAGUGUGCAGCAUUACCUUCCCAUCCGAUCACCAUCCCUUGUGCCUUGUUUCCUUUUCAUCUUUUUCUUUCUGCUAUCUGCCUCAUUCUCAGUGCCAUAUGCUCUCACUCUCUCCUUUCCUCUGGCUAUGUGCCUCUGCUACCUGGAGCCCAAGGCGGCCUCCUUGAGUGCCUCACUUGACAAUGACCUGAGUGACAGUUCAGAGGAAGAGACUGACAGUGAACAGACGGAUACUGCAGCUGAUGGUGAAACCACUGCCACAGAGUCGGAUCAAGAGGAAGAUGGAGAUCUCAAAGCACAGAAUAGUCUGAUUAAGCGAAUAAAGGGUGAAAAUGUGUAUGUCAAACAUAGUAAUCUUAUGUUAGAGGAGCUAGACAAAAAUCAAGAAGACCUGAUGAAACACCAGACAAAUAUAAGUGAACUGAAACGAACCUUCUUGGAAACUUCCACAGACACUACAGUGUCUAACGAAUGGGAGAAGAGGCUUUCAACAUCUCCAGUUCGGCUUGCUACAAGACAGGAGGAAGCUCCUAUGAUUGAACCACUUGUGCCUGAAGAGACCAAAGAAGAAAAAGAAAAAUAUGAAAAACUUAUAUUUUUGCAGAAGGGAAGUACUACAUUCCUGGAGUCCCAGCCAAGGGAGAUAGAGAAGAAGCUGCAGGAAGGAGAAUCUGCUGGCACUGUUACUUCUCAUCAAAUCAUUUUCCAGAAAACUGUCCCAUCAUCCUUAGAGGGCACUGAGGAUUGGGUUAUUUUAGACAAAAUACCUACUGAGGUAGUUGAUGGUGAAUCGAAAAAAAUUGUGACAUACAAAGUAAUGACUGGGAGCAGUAAAACUGGUGACAUUCCACCUGAGCUAUUAAAAUCCAGUACCAUUGAAAUGCAAAGCUUUGAGGACUUGGAAAAUGAAAUACAAUCAAAAGAGGAGAAUAAACAGAAAAUGUACACCUUAGGAAAGUCCUAUGACACUGUAUCUGGGAAAAUUGUAACCAUGACAAGUAAAGCUAAAGAGGGAGAGAAAACAGUACAGACAUCACUAGAAGCAUUUCAAAAAAUGGAGAGGGGAAUGCCAGAAUCUGUGAAAAUCAUUCCAGUAGUGGCUGAAUAUGAAAUUCUAGAGCCCAUCACUGACGAAAAAGCCAGGAGGGGAUCCGAUGUACAGAGUACAAAAAGAAAGCUGUCUGAAUCUUUGACACCCAUAAAGGAAGCAGAGUCUCAGUUGCAUAGUCCUGAAGAGGAAAGUUUGAAGAAAGCACAAAAGAUGGACCAGGAUUUUCAUGGUACACUGGGAAGCUUGCAGUUUGGCAGAGCUGAAAAACACCUUGACAGUGAAGCUCUGAAAGCAGGGGCAUUUUGUCGGAAAGAUAAGAGCCUGUCUGAGUGGAGAUAUUCCAGAGAACAGCCAUUUACCAUUGCUACUGCUCACUAUGUUACUGAAUCGUCUGCAUCAAGAGUAGUGACUAAACAGUCCUCCAGUGAAAAAACCUUGGAUGGUUCAGAUAUCUUCAGUUUAUUAGAGUCUGCAAGAAAACCAACUGAGUUCAUAGGAGAGGUUACUUCUACUUCACAUAGCAGGGCUCAGAGAACAGAAACAAAGACAGGCCAGGAGAUAAGUGCCAGCGAAAUGAAGGAAGAGAUUCGGCCACAUCAGGAUGCAGUGAAGAAGGUUGUGCAGGAGACUAUAUUGGUAGAGGAGAGACAUGUGACGAAUGUGCAUGCAAGUGGGGAUGCUGUUAAAUUGCCUGGAGAUCAGCAGGAUGCUAUGGCACAGGCAGUAUCUGCUGUUGCUUCUAGUAUGAAAGGAAAGGAGGGUUCUGCUGUGACUGAGGGGGCGAAAGAGAAAAAAAGGGAGGAGGCUGAUAAAGCUGUAACCAAACAGGAAGAAAUUGCUGCUGCUUCUCAUCAGCAAGAGGAGGAGCAGAGUGCAACAGUCCACGUUUCUGAUACAUUGGAAAGAAAACCUCAUUUUGAGCAGUCACCAGUUGUGAAGACUGAAACCAUCAGCUUUGGCAGUGUUUCUACAGGUGGGGAGAAGCUUGAAAUUUCUACCAAGGAUGUUCCCAUAGUUCAUACAGAAACAAAAACCAUUACAUAUGAAUCAUCACAGGCGGAUUCUGGUGCUGACUCAGAGCCAGGGGUAUUGAUGAGUGCACAAACCAUCACAUCUGAAACUACCAGUACUACAACUACUACACAUAUCACCAAAACUGUGAAAGGAGGCAUUUCAGAGACAAGAAUUGAAAAACGAAUAGUCAUCACAGGAGAUGCAGAUAUUGACCAUGAUCAGGCGCUGGCUCAGGCAAUUAAAGAGGCCAAAGAGCAGCACCCUGACAUGUCAGUGACCAAAGUAGUGGUACAUAAAGAGACAGAAAUCACACCAGAAGAUGGGGAGGAUUGACCCACAGGAAUAAUUUAGCUUGCAUACGAAUCCAGUCAUGCACAUCCUUAGGAAUACCAGAGCCUAUAUGGAGUUUCAGUUCUAACCUGACUGACUUGUAUCUGUCCAUGGAAAAUUUCAGUACCGAAGAAUUGAUCUUAAAUGCUAAUGAAGACACUGGCAGAGAUAUUUUCCCAUAUAAAGCAAUCUGAAUCAGCAUCAGUGAAACAAUAUUGCAUGAAGCAACGAUAAAUUUACAGAAAAGCAGCAUUUUUAAUUUUCAUUAUAUCUAAGUUUUCAGCUAUACCUGCACGUUCAUAAACAAUAUAAACAGUGAUCUAAUGUAACACAUAAACAGUUCAUGCCUUUCACAUUUUAUUAAAUCUAAACAUUAAAAUUUGUUAGGUGGCAAACCUUUUGUUUAUGGAUACUGUAUAUGAAGAUUACCCUAAACUGCUAGAAGCUGUAUAGGUACUGUGUAUAAUGUUUUAUCACACAUUAGAUGUGCCAAUAACACAGUUUAUUCAGGAAACAAUUUGAAUCUUGUAUUUGUUUUAUCUGGUUUUAUUACUAUUGCCUGAUUUAAAAAAAAUGAUGAAUCUGUAAUCUUAUCAAAAUAUUUAAAUUCUUACAAAAUGUGCUUUGCAUACCUGAUUUAAUACCUUGUGAGGUAGUAAAGAUUUCAGCACAUUUACUUGACUUUAAGAUUUUUUGUCAGCAUUGUUCAGAGUUUAAGUCAGAAAGUUUCCAGUCACCCUUCAGAAGUUCUAACCCUGUAAAUUAUAUGUAGUUAUUUUGGAGAAAGUCUGUAUUUUCCUUAGUUUAUAGUGUUACAAAAUUAUUACUCUGAAAUAACCUUGAUGGUUUUUUAUUGACUUCCUUUUUGUUCUCAGAGAAAAAAAUGUUUCAUUUCAGAAUCUGGUCAGCAGCAUUUACUAUCUAGUUAAGAGCCAAGCCUUAAACUGUACAGAACAUCCACUGAAAACUCAUUAGUAUUCCAUUAUAAUAUCCAUUGCAGGGUUAUAGUCUCCAUUACACUCUCAGCUGCGUCACAACACAUGGUGAAUGUAUGUUUCUGCAUAGUGAAAUAAAAGUGGUAAAUGCAUCCAAAAUUGUAUUGUUUUGUGUCUAAAAGAAUCCAGUGUUUUUUAUAUUCAAAACCCAAGUAAUAUCUGUAUGAUAUCAAAGACUGUAUUCAUCUGCAUAGUAGAUGUGUUCUGUCUUACAGUGGACCACAGUACGCUGUGCAGACAACUGUAGUUUGCAGGGCAGCCUACGGGAUAAUAAUAUGAAAAUGUACUCCUUUGGGUAAAAUGAUAGCGAAGGAAAAAGAACAUUAUGCUUCUUUUUUCUAUCGCUGUGUACUGUUUCAAUUAAGUUAAAUGGAAAUUAUUUGUGUUUGGCUAACAAAAUUAUAAUGAAAAUGUAGCAUUGGCUCAAGAUCUGUUUUCUUUUAUAUUUUUGCUCUGAAUCUUGGAUGAAUUAUCUAUUUAAGAGAAUCCUCAUUUUUCUGUUUGCUAUUGUUUGCUCCUUGACCACACUUUGAUGACAUUCCCUUGGUGAUUUAAGAUGAAUUUGUAGAGGCUAACUCACCCUUCAAUCCAUAAACCCUGGUAGGAUGCAAGAAAUAAAUACAAGUGAAUUUGUGUACACGGGACUCCUUCUCAUUGACUUCAAUGGAGGUGACUUCAGUGGAGGGCAGGAUUUGGCCCACAGAUUUGUUACAAGUAUUUAUUUUCUUCUUUUAGAAAGAAAGGAAAGAGAAUAUAUCAAGAGAAUAAUCUGUAGUUAAUAAUUAAGAAGAAAUCUCCUGAGGCUUUGACUGCUCUACUCUCUCUCUAAAAUGAUGUUUUCAAUCAGCCAUUCUUCAUGUCUUUGUUGUUUUAAGACCUCCCUUUAUGUAACUCCCCUUCUAGCACAUCAGUCAUCUCUCUUCUAUUACCUAAGGAAUAAUGCAAAGAUUGUGUUCUUAUGUCCAUAUUUUUGGAGUUAUCUCUUCCUGACCCUCUUCCUAAUAUAACAGAAUGUGUCUGUAAAUUCUGUUCCUUCCCAGUGAAGAUAGAGUUGGAUUUAUUCCCCCCACCACCACCUUGUCAGCUACAGAGAGAAGAGGUAUCUACCCUGUUUCUCAGCAGACUACAUUCCAGGUUCUUGCUUCUGCAACAGGAGUUUAAAAAUAGACUCUGAAGCCAUAUUGAUCCUCCCUCAGAUGGCCCUUUCCUUGUCAACUAAGAAACAGCAUUAUGUUACCUCAGAGAUGUGAGUGGCUACUAUACUGCCUUCUGUCCAGAGUUACCCUUAGCAUUAUAUUUUAGCAUGGCUUGAGGGAAAUGGACUGUAGUGAUUAUGUACAGUAUGUAUGCUAUCUGAAGAUACUGUAUCUUUGAGGUUAGUCUCCUUAAAAAGCUGGAUAUGGCCUAAGCAUGUACAGAAUAAGAAAAGAUUAGAGUGGAUCAGCAAUGACAUCUCAGGCAUUGUUAGCAGCAGACCUUUGUUUGGGGUAAUUCCUUGGGAUGGUUCCUGGGAAUAAUAGUUUUGAUUUUUGUUAGUGACUCUUUCUUGGGUUGUCUGCCUAAUGCUGUGCCACAUGAAAUAAAAAACACUUUCCUGUUUCUACCA
Messenger RNA from Dermochelys coriacea (leatherback sea turtle), 7334 nucleotides. RefSeq names its product erythrocyte membrane protein band 4.1 like 3 (gene EPB41L3). NCBI's taxonomy places the organism in Eukaryota, Metazoa, Chordata, Testudines, Dermochelyidae. The record is from RefSeq and is a predicted model, not a curated record. Bases 471 to 4736 code for a protein of 1421 amino acids. Gene Ontology annotation, molecular function: structural molecule activity; actin binding. Gene Ontology annotation, biological process: cortical actin cytoskeleton organization. Gene Ontology annotation, cellular component: plasma membrane; cytoskeleton. The transcript is spliced from 27 exons.